AUGAGCUCGCCUAAGAGACGGAUUGAGAAGGAUGUCAUGGAGCUCAUGAUGUCUGACCACGAUGUCACGCUUAUCGACGACUCCAUCCAACAGUUCUACGUGAUAUUCCACGGGCCAAAAGAUACACCCUAUGAGGGAGGCAUCUGGAAGAUCAGGGUAGAGUUACCGGACCAGUAUCCGAUCAAGUCACCCUCGAUUGGCUUUACCAACAAGAUCUACCACCCUAACAUUGACGAAGGCUCCGGCUCUGUGUGUCUAGAUGUGAUCAAUCAGACUUGGUCGCCGAUGUUCGGACUCUUGAACAUUUUUGAGAACUUUCUUCCGCACUUGCUACGCUACGCAAACCCGAGUGAUCCAUUGAAUACGGAGGCUUCCAACUUGAUGACAAAGGACGAACCGAAGUACAACGAGACUGUAAAGCAGUACGUGCAACAGUACGCUAAGCAUGUAGCCAUCGACAACGACAAUGAUGAUGACGAUGGAGCUGACGACGACGACGACGAACUUAGUGAUGUCGGAAGCUUAUCCAGUGAUGAUGAAGACGAAGAAGCUGCUGGAACCCUAGAUUUGUAA
Scheffersomyces stipitis CBS 6054 is the source of this 573-nucleotide messenger RNA. It is a transcript of the gene UBC8, whose product is annotated as E2 ubiquitin-conjugating protein. The transcript has a single exon. Gene Ontology annotation, biological process: ubiquitin-dependent protein catabolic process; protein polyubiquitination. The coding region runs from base 1 to 573 and encodes 190 amino acids. The record is from RefSeq and is a predicted model, not a curated record. Gene Ontology annotation, molecular function: ubiquitin conjugating enzyme activity. Gene Ontology annotation, cellular component: nucleus. Lineage: Eukaryota; Fungi; Ascomycota; Pichiomycetes; Serinales; Debaryomycetaceae.